This is a messenger RNA of Drechmeria coniospora, 765 nucleotides long. RefSeq names its product TATA binding protein. Lineage: Eukaryota; Fungi; Ascomycota; Sordariomycetes; Hypocreales; Ophiocordycipitaceae. Gene Ontology annotation, molecular function: DNA binding; RNA polymerase II general transcription initiation factor activity. Gene Ontology annotation, biological process: DNA-templated transcription initiation. Bases 1 to 765 code for a protein of 254 amino acids. The transcript has 4 exons. The record is from RefSeq and is a predicted model, not a curated record.
AUGAUGAUGGAAGGUAUCCAAACGCACCCCUCCAAUGCUGCGCAGGCGAAAGCCUUCACCGCACCCGGCUCGCUCUCCUUCCCGGGAGCCACCAACGAGUUUCCUCCACCGAACAACGGUGGCGAAGCCAACCAGCGAGCCGCCAACGGCCAGCAGGCGGCGAACGGAAAUGGGGUGACUCCCGCCACUCCCGCUGCCACGCCCGCGGCUUCGCAAGGCCCUAGCGGCAUCACUCCUACUCUGCAGAACAUCGUCGCGACUGUCAAUCUUGACUGUCGUCUCGAUCUCAAGACGAUUGCGCUUCACGCCCGUAACGCCGAGUACAACCCCAAGCGUUUCGCCGCUGUCAUCAUGCGUAUCCGCGAGCCCAAGACGACUGCCCUCAUCUUCGCCAGCGGCAAGAUGGUCGUGACUGGUGCCAAGUCCGAGGACGACUCGAAGCUUGCCUCCCGCAAAUAUGCCCGCAUCAUUCAGAAGCUCGGUUUCAACGCCAAGUUUACCGACUUCAAGAUUCAGAACAUUGUCGGAUCUUGCGACAUCAAGUUCCCCAUUCGUCUCGAAGGUCUCGCCUCGCGCCACCACAACUUUAGCUCCUACGAGCCCGAGCUGUUCCCUGGUCUCAUCUACCGCAUGAUCAAGCCCAAGAUUGUGCUCCUGAUCUUCGUCAGCGGCAAAAUCGUCCUCACAGGCGCCAAGGUUCGCGAGGAGAUCUACCAGGCCUUCGAGAUGAUCUACCCGGUGCUGCAAGACUUCCGAAAGGUUUAG